Nothobranchius furzeri (turquoise killifish) is the source of this 11871-nucleotide messenger RNA. It is a transcript of the gene cep350, whose product is annotated as centrosomal protein 350. Lineage: Eukaryota; Metazoa; Chordata; Actinopteri; Cyprinodontiformes; Nothobranchiidae. Gene Ontology annotation, cellular component: centrosome. Gene Ontology annotation, biological process: microtubule anchoring. The record is from RefSeq and is a predicted model, not a curated record. Gene Ontology annotation, molecular function: microtubule binding.
ACCUACUACUCGUCCUGGGUUCUCCAGUUUCACCGUUGAGAAACAUCAACAUAGUAACCCGGGAAAGGAGGCUUCAGCGAAGCGGCUGUGAACAUUAUUUUAAAAGGAAUCUCACCGCUAAUUUGGCUAUGUCGUUUUCCGAGAAAAGUCCGUAACAUUGAAUGUAUUUCUCAACAAAAAGUUGAAAGUUUAGUUGCUGUUUCGCCUCGAUAACAUAGGUUAGCUAAUGUUAGCCGGCUAACGCUAACGUUAGCAAACAGAGGGUUUAGCAAAAGUGAAACAGAAUUCAAAAGAAGUUUGGAGUUUAUCAUGAUAUGGACAUUGGUGUAGAUGUGGGCAUCUAAACACACCGAGUCGUUAUCUUACAGGUGAAUGGGAGAGAUGAGGAGCUGCAGGAGGACUGAAUCAUCUCUUAAAAGCUCUGCUCAGCUGUUAACUGGUCACAGUAUUAACACAGAGCUGACAGCUGCUUGGAAAAGUUUGGCUCAGUCCAAAGCUGCUCUGCGACACAUAGAAAACCAUUUAGAAGCCACCCCAAGAACAGGGGUUGUUCUGGACUCCGUUGAGGACUGCCUCAAGGAAAAAUCUUCCAGCACAACCUGCAGAAGAGAUGGCCAAGUUGAUGCCUCUUCAAAAGUCAGAGGUGGAAAUCAACAGAGUCCAGCAAAAAGCAGCUCACGCAGCCCCUUGAGAAAUACCACCCAGGACAGCAAUGUACGGAAGAACAGCAGCGUGGAGUUCAGGGAACCGCUGGCAUCUUACAGGGAGGCCACCCCUCCUUCACAUGCCCUCUCUCAGCUGGAAGCCUACAAUCUGCAGUCUGUGCCAGGGUCUUCAUACACAUCCUCUCCGCCUCACUCAGAUCGUCUGCCCAGCCAGCUGCUUUACCAGAGAGAGGCCGGGAACAACCAAAUCGACAGAGACCUGGACAGUACUCACUCCUCUGCACUGGAGUAUGAUGAGGUUCGCUAUCUCAAUGGCCAGUCAGCUCUGGACAUCCUAAAAACAGAGGAAAACGCUCGCAAAUCACAACUCGUUAUGGAUGAGUCAAGCCCAUGCAUAGGACCUACUCCGGGCUCUUCCCGCCGGGGGGAAAGUACGCCUUCUACCAGUCCUGGCUCUGCCUCCCAACGGUUGGAAAACCUAAAGCGACAUCAGCCAGAUGGUAAAUUGGAGAAGCUCAAAGAGCGCAUCAGAAGGCAAAGAAAACAUCUAGAGGAGGCAGCUGAGAGGGAAAAACAGCAGGGUCAAGUUGAAAAGCCCAUAGCUGCAGCUGUGGAGACUGACAGCGCCGGUAUGAGCACCAUGCCUAUAGUCAAGAUCCGUAAAGUAGCAGCUGCACCACCAGCACCCAUUUACAAAGGCUUCAACAGGGCUGAGACAAAAAUACAGACACCUGAUGGAAAAGUCUGGAGUGAACAGGAUUUCCAAAACCUAAGCAGAGACAUAUCCCGUCAUUUUCCUGAAAGCAGCAGGUCAAAGCAUCAGCAGCUAAAAGAACAAAGAACAGAAAGGUCCACUGAGAGGAGGCCACCCAAACUCAUCAGGAAGGUCCACAAACUUCCUACUGCCUCAGAUGUGAAUGCUAAACCAGUAACUGGUGCAGCAUCAUGGCGAGAGGGCCAAAAGCUGAUAAAGACAGUUCUGGGUCCAGGUCCCAAGCUACCCAGAGAGGAGCACAGUUCCCUUCCAGCUGGCAGACGGACACAGACAGCUUCCAGACACCACUCUGACCCGCACUCAGAACCAAACAGACGCUCUCGCCCGAACAGCACAGAGAGACCUCGUAGUGGAUCUCAAGAGCGACCCAGUAAUCACUCCACGAACACGUACUUGCCCUUGUCUUCAGCUCAGGACAAGGUGCCACUGAGGGUUAGCUCAGACCUGUUGUCAUCAGACAUCCAGGGAAUACUUGAUGACCUGCAGCUGGAUUGCCAAGCAGCUGAGGAGGAAGGGAGGGCCCGUAAAAGUUCCCGGGGUGGGAGUGCUGGAAGGAGAGGGAGAGCGGGUUCAGGUUCCCAAACAAGGAUGCCUGUCUCUGCUUGGGGACCUACUAGAGCAGCAAACAUCUCUUCACGAGGUUGCCGUAGUGCCAGCCCAACUGCACACCAUGCUGAUAACGAGAUCAAAGGGCAGAAGAAACGACACUACGAUGCAGAUGCGGUUCGUCAGUACCUCGCACGACAACAAGAGGAAAGGAAGAGACGUCAGGCAGAGGAGAAGAGAGCAAUGAAGGAAGAAGCCGAAAAGAGAAACCAGAGACUGCAGGAGCUCUACAAGAAGCAACGAGAAGUUGCUAAAACAGUACCCUCAUUCACUGAGGCGCUUGUGGCUCCUGUUCAAAAACGACUUCAGGAGACUUACAACAAACUGCUGCUGGAGGAUGCCCAACUGGGCGAGGAGGCCACACAGCAUGCUGCACGUUGCAGUCAGACGAGACCAGUGUAUCAGCCUUCAGGAGAGUCAGACAAAGAGAACAAAAGACUGGAGGUCCCCCAGAGCCCCUCAAGCAGUGACAAGUCUUUAAAUGAUCUAAUGCCACCUCAGUUAUCAAGGGAUGAUAUGGAUGUAGGAGAUGACUCUUUGUUUCGUGCAGAUCCUCCAAAUCCACCUGAUGGACCCAUAGCUGGCCCCAGCUGCGUUACCCCUUCCAAUGAACACCUGUUUUCUCAGCUUUUGAGGCUGGAGGCUGCAGUGGUUGCUAGCAAUAUUAAGUACACUGAACGGCCUGCCACAGCCCCUUUCAAAAGGUCACAGACCAAAAUGUCCAGAAUUGAAGCCUUAAAGGCCACAGCUAUGUCCCUCUCCAACCGCAUUGAGAAAGAGGCGCUGAAGUUUGCUGGACAGGGUAUCAACUAUGGUGCAGUGACUUCAGCGGAUGUUGAUUCUGUCCUGGCUUCUAGAACUCCAAAUGCUCAUCGGUUCUGGGCAGAAACAAAUACUCCGCCCACAAGAAAUGAUGACAUGUCUUUUAGGAUGCAUAGUUCAUAUAACAGCACAGCUCUUCCAGGAGCAGGCAACAUCCAUGAACUUAGAGGAAAGGCUCACACUGGGUUCACUAAUCCACAUGCAAUAUCUGCUGGUGUAACUGGGCCGACCUAUAAUGGUUUCACUCAAGAAAGGAAUAGGAUAGUGGGUAGUUUGGAAAUGAACGAGAGAACAGAGAAAGAAGCACUGAGGACAAAAGCUCACAAGGAAGACACUCGGGCUGAUCUCCACGAUUCGAGUGCUGGUUCCAUCAGUGAGGGUCCGCUUCUGAGUGAAGGUAGUUUUUCCGAGGAUGAGGGGAGCCCUCGCAAUAAUCUACCGAAGCAAGAUCACCUAGAGGCAGUGGGCUAUUUGGGAAGUCAACGAAAAGAAAAGCAGCGACUGUUUGAGUUCCAGAGGGAGGCAGCAAAGUGCCCGGCCCUGAGCCCCCCGUUUUUACAACACGACAGCAGCAGGGCACCCUGGGAGGAGCUGAACAAAGGAAGCCCCUUGAGUGUAAUCAACAUUUUUACUAGAAAUGCCCAUGGCCAUGUUAAAGUGAAUGAAAGAAAUUCUCAGAGGAAUUCUCCACCUGCCAGUUCUUUACACUCUGGAGCCAGCCCAGGCAGUGCAGUGGUCUAUGAAGAUGAUUUUGUUUCAUCACAUAGCAGCAAAGUCAGUGAACACAGAGGCUCCAGUUCACCAAGUCAAUCGCAGCAUCUUUCCCCUGGCUCGACACCUAACUCCUCACCUCUUUCCAGACAGUCUGGCAGAAGAAAAGGAACCAUAUCAGACCAGAGUGAUACAACUCUUGUUGAAGAGCAGAGGAAUUCUUGCUCUCCUCCUUCAGAAGAUCCAUCAUCAGACUACAGGAAGAGGGAAACGGGCAAAAGCUCUAGUCACACCCAGGACAAAAGUAUAAACUCUAAUGACACUUCAGGAGAAACAUCAGGACAUUCUCCUCAAAGACCCAGAUUGGCCUCUCCAUCUCGCUCCCCAGAACCCAGCUGUCCUACAGAAGCAGACUCUUUCAGUGGUCCAUUGAGAAAUGACACAAUUAAUCCAGACAUCAACACCUCAUUUUAUCCUAAUCAAACUGAGUCGAUGCCUACUGGUGAGUUGCAGUAUUCACCUGCUGUCUUGCAGCAGCAAAUGGCAGCAGAGCUGCACUACCUAGAGUCCAUUGAGGAGUCCAUCAAACAGCUGGGAGCUGUUGAGAGGAUGAUGGGUGUGUCCAUGGCACAACAGGAGAGUGUGUCAUUGGCCCAAAUGCUCCGGGCCAAGCAGCAUCUUCAUGAGCGUGAAAUUUAUGAGUUGAAGAUCAAAGCUGAAAGAGAAGCUCUUGAGACCAAGCUACAGCAGGAAGAAAACAGACAGAGAGUUGCCAUGGCUCAUAUGGAACUACAGGAAAGCUUCGCAGCAUCACAAAAAGAGCCUUUGGAAAAAUUCCAGGAAUCAACUUAUAAGAUGAGCCAACAGGCUGAGGCAGCACGACACACAGCAGAUGCUGCCCGACACAUUAUAGAGGUUAACAACAACAAAGAUGCUGCGUACAUGGAUGACAAAGCGGAGAGUACAUCAGUGGCCACAGAUUACUCACUGAAGUUUGAGGAGUCCAUGACAGAAGAUGAGAUCGAGGAGCGCUCCUUCCGCUCUCUGCUUCCAUCUGAGGCACAUCGCCGUGGAACUUUGGAGAAGAAGUCCCGUCAUGAGGAAGCAGAUGAUUAUGAUGCAGCCAAUCACAAUGCAUCAACAAUGUCUGGGUCACACAGUACCGUUAAGAAUGCACACAUACCCUUCUCUGAUGGACAGGACAGCUUCUCUCAGUUCACCAUGGAAAUGGUUCGUCAGUACAUGAAGGAUGAGGAGGUCAGACUGCAGCACCAGAGCUCUCUGCUGCAUCUACGGCAGAAAGCUCUGAAGGAGAAAACCAGAGCAGAGAUGGCUUGGCUUGAACACCAGAAAAAGAAGCUCAGAGACAAGGGUGAGGAUGAUAAAAUGCCGCCUAUCCGGAAGAAGCAGAGGGGCCUUCUUCUUAAACUGCAGCAGGAGCAGGCUGAAAUAAAGCGACUCCAGGAGGCCAACAAAGCAGCAAGAAAAGAAAGGCAGCUGUUGCUGAAACAUCAGGAGGAGAUUGCACGAAUGAGAAACACAACACUCAGACUGAAGGAGUGUCUCAAGUGUGCUGAGGGUCAAACUCCACCUGAAACUCCAGUUUCUGAACCUCCUGGGUCAGAAUCAACUUCCCCCAGUGUCAGGCUUGAAGAUGAAAUGCGCAGCGCCUCUCCGUCGCUCUCCGUCUCUGGCAGUGAGACCAGCAGCAUCAUGCAGAAGCUUAAGAAAAUGAGGUCUCACAUGGAUGAAAAACACUGUUCCCCUGUCCACUACUUCUUCUCUGUGUUCACUGCCCACCACUGGGCCUCCCUCAGUGUCUGUCUUCCCAACCUCCACCCUAAAUUCCAGCUCUUUAUCUACAACCAGUUGGUCAGGUUCCUGACCAAGCGAGAGCAGCAGCUAAUGCAAAGGCGUCACCAUGCCGAGGAGCUGCUACAGUGGAAACAACGAUUGGACCAAGAGGAGGCAGAGGUCCGUAGGAUGGAGAAAGAGGCUCUGGCUGUUUGGGACAAAAAGAGAGACCACGACACACCUCAUGAUUUGUUUGAGAAGCAAGGAGAAGAGAUCACCGACAUUAGCUCGCACACCAGUCACUUUGAGACCAAAUCUGACAGUGAGAAAGAGCUUGUAAGUGAGGACAGCCAUUCCUCGGUGACAACUGAGUCCAGUUUAAACCCAGAGAAACCAGCCUCUCAGCAGCUGGGAGGUCCAGCAGGCUCAGCACAACCUGCUCCAGCCUCUGAAACCUCUUUGGCCUCCAUUCAGACCAGCCUUGAAGAUUACACUCAGGACUUUACCUCAGAGUCACCGCCACCCGGCAGUAAAUCAUCUCUCCUCAAAGCCGGUUAUAGCCCUGCUGCGUCUUCAGAAGGCAGCGGUACAACCAAGAUGCAACUCCGUUCCACCUCCCAGACACCAAGUGAGGUUCUCCCUCAGCCUCUCGACUCCCCCACAGCCACGCAGUCUGAGAACAUUUCAGACCAGAGCGAUAUUGAGGGUCGUAUCAAGGCACUGAAAGAAGAGCUCAGAAGACGGAAAUUUAUGGCCUACCAGCUGAAGAAGGAGCAGAAGAAACGUCACAAGGAGCGGCUGAAAGCUCAGGAGGCGAGUCUGUUGAAACAGCUCGAGAACUAUAACAACUUUAUUGAGAAAACAAAGGCGGAACUAAGCGAGGAACUGGAUUCCUCACCUGAAGCCAAGCCGCAAGUCAAAGAUUUCAACUUGGUUUUGGAGCAGUCCUCUACUAAACCUCCUCUACACGGGUCUGAAACCCAGAGAAGCUCUGACAGGACACUAGUCGAUGCAUCAUUAGAUCACAGUACCUCCCCUCAGCCUAACCACGUCAGAUCUGCUUCUGAAACGCUCCCUGAAGACUCUUUAACUCCGGCUGACCAGAACAGACCAGAGCUUGCAACACCAGAGCAGAGGAGCCACCAUUCAGACUCUAUUUUAACUCCUUUGUCCAAGGUGGAGUCUGAGGAUCAGAACAUCAUGUCUGAACUUGGAUCUGAAAUUCAGGAGGAGUUGGACGUGGAAGUAAGCUCCAGGUCCGCGGACGAACAUUCUCACCAUCUUCUUAUAAUUGAUAAAGAACGCACACUUGAUUCCCAGGAGAACCUUGCUACACCUGAACAUGUUUCCCUGGCUUUAGAUGAAGAACAUGAUGGUUUUACACCAGAGAAAUUAGAGCAGAAUGCACAAACGAAGCAAAGUAAAAUAUCUGAAGCAGAAGAAGCUUUUGCGCCAAACACUGACGCCUCUCCUGCUGUGGAUCUGGAAGUUUCACCACAUUCAAGAAACGCCUCUUCAUCCAGUGAGCACCCCCACUCUCCUAAGUCAGUAGCUUCCUUUUCAAAUAAGGAAGUGAUCAUGAAGGACAGUGAUGUUUCUCUUACAGCGGAUGGUUAUCACUAUGACUUUGAGUCGAUGAGUUCUUCACCCACAGAAAAGCCUAAAUCCAAACCUGAGUUGCAUGACGACCACAAUGAUGUGGUAGAGGAAGACAUACCAGAGGAGAUGAGUCAGCGUUCUGAUGUAAGUGAGCAAAGCAAUCAGUCAGAGAUGCUAUUAGAUCUCCACCAACACAAAGGAGAUGAGGAUGAAAAGGAGGCUUUUUCCAGCCAAGAGCCAUCCAUCACUCUUCAGCAGACGUCUCCUCUGGCUGUUAAAGAUGAAAUGCCAGGUUUUACCAUCGGAGAUCGAGUUCUUGUUGGGGGUUUUCAGUCUGGCACUCUCAGGUUCAAAGGGCCAACCCGUUUUGCCAAUGGCUUCUGGGCAGGCGUGGAAUUGGACCAAUCAGAGGGCAGCAACAAUGGCACGUAUGAUGGAGUGGUGUACUUCCAGUGUGAGGAGUGCCAUGGCAUCUUUGCUCCUCCAGACAAAAUCGCACACCUUCCAGACAAGUUUGAACUCUAUGCUGGUACCGUGGAGGACGAGGACUUGUUCUUUGAAGACUUGCCUAAUAAAAGUGGGAAUAAACAGAAAAAAGUGAUUUCCCUAAAACAAGAAAAUGUGGAAAACAAUAAUACGAAAGUGUAUCCUAAAGAUUGUGAGCAUAGGGAUACAAAGGUUACAGAGAAGGGCAAUCAAGCUCCACGUAAGGAAAAAUCCCACUUGAAUUCCCAACUACCCAAAGAAUUAACACAUCUGAUUUCUAAUGGAAACACAGAUGACAUAAGUUUAGAUUUAGGCAAUACAUCACAUGCUUUAAUCAUCUCAGACAUGGAUGAAGGUGAGCUAGUGAAGCAGAACAACAAGGAGACAACCAUCAGUGAGAGAAAUCAUUCAGAUUCUCAGAAACCUUCAAGUCCUCCUGAUUUUGCCCCAAAAAUCAAUGAUAAAGAACAACAGAACAAAGAUUUGCUCAACUCAUUCUCAGAUAAACUCAUCCACAACUUUGUCAAAGACGCCGUUCAGCAGUUUGCUGACAUCAAAAAAGUUAAAGAGCAGAAGAUCAAAACUGCCAACGCUUUGAACGGAGACUUGUUUGGUGAAAAUAACGAGGACGAAAGUUGGAUCUUUUCUGUCAAACAAAAGGAUGAUCUGCCCUUUUUUUUACCAGUGGAAAAAGAAAAGCUGUCCUCUCCAGAGCUCUGUAACCAACCAGAGAGCCCAGUUUUGGGAGCCAGUGGUCAGGAGGAGCUUGCUAAGCGUUUAGCAGAGCUUGAACUGAGCCGUGAGUUGGUGGAUGAUUUUGGUGAUGAUCAGGACUGGUUUGAUGAGGACUUUGGCCUUAGUUCACGUAGAAAACAGCAAAAACAGAAAGAAGAGGAGGCAAAGCUGGGAUGUGAACGUGGGAAGUCACCUGGACCACUCAUGGGAGGGAUUGUUUCAUCACUAGGUGGAGAACCGCAGAUGAAAACUCCACCUAGGCCUGAGCUGCCUCUCCCCUUGCCUCCCAAACUUCCUGAGCAGCCUGCCAUGGUUGUGCCCCAUUCAGCCAAAGAGGUGGAGAAAAUGAUCUAUGCUGCCACACUGGAGAUCUGGGAAGCCUACGACCUGGGGAGGGAGGGAGCUCCAACUCUUGAACAUCUGCCAAACCCAACUCCUUCUUUGGAUUAUCUUGGGAAAGGAUCUAACAACAAAGACCAGGACGCCAUCUCCAGCCAUAGUUACAGAAAGGCCGUGUUUGAUCUAACGUGGGAGAUACUUCAGGAGAUCUACGCUGAAGAUCCCAACACUGAUCAGCCUCAGUGGGUCAAACCACGUCAAGCCAAGUCCUCCUCCAUCCACAGAGUCAAGACGUCUGGAGAUGUCAACACAGUCCAGGAAUUUGUUACAGCAGAAGUCCUGAAGCUGUAUGGCCUGACCCGAGAUCAGAACCAGAAAAGUGACUGGCAGAAGAUGCUCAAAUUUGGCAGAAAGAAGCGGGACAGAGUCGAUCACAUUCUGGUUCAGGAGCUCCACGAGGAAGAGGCCCAGUGGGUAAACUAUGAUGAGGAUGAACUGUUUGUCAAGCUGCAGCUGGCAGACAGCAUCUUUGAUGCUUUGCUGAAGGACACAGCCGAUGCCUUCACACUCAUUUCUAAUAAGAGAGCCAAAAGAGGCACGCUCUCUUGACCACAUAGCAUUUAGGACACUUGUUUUUUUUUUCUCACCUCCUUGAAAUCCAAACAACCUUGUGCACCUUCGGACUCCACCAGCUCAUUUUCCAGCAGCAACCCUCUGAGGCCUUCAGUUCCAGUGUUUCCUGUCUGUGACGUUCUUGUGCUGAAUUUGCUUCAGCCAACUGUAGUCUUGGUUAAAUUGUUUGACACACAAAACACCUCUGAAGUGAUCCAGCCUUUCUAAACCUGGACACCUUCUAGUCUCAGAUCUCACCUCCUGGGCCUGGUCCUUGAGUUGAGUGUGCUGAUGGGACGGACUGAGCAGUCAGUAAGCAUGAGAGAGUCCAUAAUUGCUGCUAAGCUUAUUACUCCACUGUGGACAUUAAUAUAACAUCCACUCAGAACAGCAAUAUACUGUUAAAUUUGAAGUCUUACAAAGAGGCUGAAACAAAAGUAGCAAUGACUACAUAGUGCAAUUCAUGUUUUUAAUGGUAAAAUUUGGGAUUUCAUGUCCAUAUUCGGUGGCAAUCACAGCCUUUUCUAUUCACCAUCCUUUUAUUUGAUCUGAGCUGACAGAUUUGUGUCUGCAACAGCAGCACACCACGUGCUGAAGGUAAAUAAAUGAACAUUUUGGCUCUAAAGUCUUAUUUGUUUUCACCAAGAUGCUAAUUGGCAUUAGUGUUUUGCUACAUUGGAGGUGUGUUAGAAACAUCCCAACGAAGGUCACUCAAUGUGAACAUGAAACCCUUCCUUUGUUAUUGAUUACAGAUAUGGUGAGACUGCACUGUGGGGAUACGUGGAACUUUUUUCAUCCUUAAAUUAUUUAUUGUUGGAAAGUGUUGGAUGAAAGGAGCUUUCUGAAUUGUAAACGAUCUCAUCAACAAAUUGAAACGAUAUUCUUUAACCCUUGUGUUGAGAAAAUCUAAAAUCAUUGAUAAAGCACAAAUCUUAAUGUGAAUAUAACAAUACCUUAUGUGGGAGAAAUCAGAGAAAGGAGAAAAUGUUCAGUGUUUUAAGUUUUAAAAUUAAUCGUUAUCUGAGAUUGUUUGUGCAACGCUAUUUUUGGCCACAAUUGUCUAUAGGUGGUCAAUGCAAUCACUGCGUCCCACUUCUGUGUUGUAACCAACUACACUUAUAGGUGGAUAGGAAAUAACCUGAAAUCACAUCAAAUUGAGCAAAUGUUUAGGUUUUUAAGAGUUUGGGUGACAGUGUAGUGGUGAAGUAUGGAAGUGGGACACAGAAGGCUUGGUAAAAGACUUGACUUGAUGUAUAUAUGUUAUAAAUGAAACCGUAUUGAAAUGCUGGGUUUGAGCCUCUCUGGAGCUAAAGUUCAUUUGUUUUCUCAGACCAUAGAAUCCAUGUGUUUCUGUAUCACUGUGGUAGGGGUCUGUAGCAGAGCGUUUGUGCAGAAACUCGACCGUUUUGGAGCAGCACAGUUGCAUGCUCUAUCUGUUGUGGAACAUUGUGCUUUACAUCAAUCAGCAAGCUGAAACAAGCCUUAUAACUCACCCCAACAGUGUACUCUUAACGGUAGUUCCUGUCCAUGUUCCAUUUAAGUGCCUCUUUAAGUUCCACUUCACUUAUUAGUAAUUAUGUUGGAUCUCUCAACAUCUUUCGGACCUGUUUCUUUGGUUUCUGCUGUAAAUAACCUACAAAUCGCUGCUCUUUCUUCUUGCCAGCCCUUCAGUUCUCUGCCUUAUCUCUCUUUUUCAUGCCUUUACCGUAACAAUAUAGUGAAGGUUUUCCAAACCCUCCCACGCCUCAGCGAGAGGAAGUGUUUGACCAAAACAAGACUAAACAUUACCUGCUGUUUAUAAAGUCUACUGUACGCAUGUGGACACAGGUUAUGAUUAUAUUAAUGUACUUUGAGGAGCUAGUUUCUGGACAGAGCACACGCAGGAGUGGCUCCAGCCUGCCGGUUGGACCGUGUGAGUCAUUGAGCAGGUGUAGCUGAGCACGUAUCUAAGGGCUUAUUUACAUCCACUGUCACUGCUGCUUUGAUCCAACUAAACUUGUAGAAACGCUACGGUGAGCUCGCUGCUCCUCAGCGACUGUUUUCAAACAAAAGUGACCUUAAACUCUAUUUUUCUUCUUCUGCCAAUGUUGUAACUGUUUCUAAGGUGUUCAGAAAAACAUUUGAUACCGAUAUCUUCAUGCUGUAGGACUUGUAAGUCUGGUCUAAAGGCACAUGCAACUUUAGUGGCGACGUGAUUCGUAUUUUAGAACGAUUUUCUGCAAAGCUUUAUUGAAAAAUCCAAGUAUUGUCCUUUAAAUUGAUUGUAAGUGGGAUGAAGUAGAGUCUUCCUUCUGUAACUAUGCAGUACCUGCUCGUCCUCAAUGUUUUAAUGUGCAGGCUGAACAGCUUUAGCCUCUGCUGUAGUUAAAGAAAUUGUCUCUUAGCUCUGAGCUGUUCGCUGUAGAUCCACUGAUCUAAGGUCAGCUUUCUUUAUAAGGCAAUAGAAUAGUAAAAUAUUUGGCUUAAUUAGGAAACCAUAUUAAUAUUGAUACAAAUUAUUUAUCAAAUAGAUCACCCCAUUCUGAAAGAUUUUGACUAUUUAAUAAUAAUGUCCAGUUGUUUAUUUCUCUAAUGGGUGUAAAUAUGCUGUCUGUCCAGUUUGACCCUCUUGUUACUGUAACCAUGAAGAUGUAAAAUAAACAUUGUUUACUUUGCAAAUAUGUACAUAGUAUAUAUUUGUUAACUAAAUGGAAUUUGAAACUGUAAAUAAAGUUGUUUGUACAGGAA